Molecule: messenger RNA, 3699 nt
Organism: Klebsormidium nitens
Lineage: Eukaryota; Viridiplantae; Streptophyta; Klebsormidiophyceae; Klebsormidiales; Klebsormidiaceae
Source: the annotation of a GenBank genome assembly
AUGAACCGCCAGGGCCGGCAACAGCGGCAAAGUGCCAGCCCCACUCCAAUCCUGUUGGAACCACCCUUGGACUUGAAGUCUGCUCAUUCUGGAGAUGCUUGGCCGCAACAUGAGGCGCCGCAAAAUUCUCAUGGGAGAAGGGCGGCGAGUCCGUGCAAGGAGAAUGUGUGGGUGCCGGCGGGGCGAGCGGGAGCAGGGGUGCAGGUGCAAAAGGAAGAUGCUGAGAACCAGGAAAACAGCAAGUUUCUCAAGCACAUUGACGGACGAGGUUCGCCAAAGUCACUGCGAGAGCUGGUGGGGAACAGCACCCCAGCUCUGCAGAUACACAUCACUUCCCCUGGCAAAGCACGCGAGGCGCAACCGGCGAUCGGGCCAGCCGGGCAGUCAAAGGAUGGCGGAGCGGAACGGUUGGAGGAAAGUGGGGCUAUGCUCCCAGUGUUUGCCGAGUUUCGGCUCCCCUCUGCGCGUCGGGGGGGCACUCCUGAAAUGGGAGCGGUGAGGGGUUCUGCGUCGCUCGCUAGACCGCUCAGCAGUGGCCGAAUUAUCUUCGGGGGAAGUCGUCCAGUUAGUAGGCAGGAUGGUCUCCGGCCUUCCACCGAACGCUCGGACUUCGGACGCGGCUUACCGUCGUUGGACGCGAAGAAGCAACUCAAAUCUGCGCGGGUUGCGGACGGGCUCCGAGCAGAACUCGGACGGAAUAUGGACCGAGUUCCGGCAAACUCCGGACGGAUCCUGGCGGACUCCGAGCCGGAUUCGGACACGGACUUGGACAGAGAGGUCGCCGAGGGCUUCAGACGGCGUCCGAACACGCGGCGAACUCCUGAGUUUGUGUCUGGCAGAAACACCUCGGACAGCCAGGAGUCGUCACUUGGCGGACCCUCGCCGGAAACCCUCCCACCAUACAGCCGUCGGAACACAAGCCCGUUGGUCCGAUCGCGAUCCAGCCCGCAUCGGGCCCGAAGUGCGGUAAACAUUUACCCCAUUAGUCUCGAGCAAUGCCCCACGAGUCGAUGGGCCAUCGAUUCCGAGACGGACUCCGCUUUCGACGAGAAUCUGGCCCGGAUCGCGUCGCUCGUCCGGAGGAGUCGACCGGCCACUUCGCUAGGGUUGGCGCCUAAGGCCCAAAGUGCCCGGGGAAGCCCUCACCCGGGCAUGCACAGCAGCGAGAUUUGGGGCAGCUUGAACGAGCGCGCGCGGAAAGUCGCGGCGGAAAGCGCGGAGGAGCUGCAGAAGAGGCGGCGCCGGAGGUCGAGUCCCGAGAAGCACUCGGAAGGAUUCGCACCCAAGGUUCGAGCGUCGUCCGCGCCUCUGUGGAACCCCCGCGUCACGCGACAUCGGCCUGACGCGGCCCCGGCGAAUGGCGACGCGCCAGGUGGCAGGCAGUCGAGCCUGUGGGCGUUCCACCCGCCCGCGGACCAGGCGCUGAGGAACGCGCGCAGCGCGGCCGCGGCGCGGCUGCGACAGGACAUCGAGUUAUAUAGGGAGAACAGCUUCCAGCGGGAGAUGCUGCAGCAGCGAGUUGAUAGUCACAGGGAAGAAGCGCUACAGCAGCGGCGACAGCUGGUGGAGGCGACGGGCGAUUUGCUAGAGCGGAACAAGUCGAACCUGGAGCAACACCGGGCGGAAGAGCGGAACCGGCGGAUCCUGGAACGCGCGCAAGCGCACCAGGAGCGAUGGACCGCGAUCGUGGAGCGCCACGUGGACAAUCAACGGCGGGAGGAGGACGCACGUGACGAGUUGAUACUGCUGCUGUCGAAAGAGGAAGAGGAGGACCGGAAGGCCGAAGCGAAGGAGCGCCUUCGACUUUUCAAGAUAGAAAGGCGCCGCUGGUGGACGACGCUGGUCGCGCUCGGCGGCCGGCUGCAGUUGCUGGCCGAGACGGUGAAGGCGCAGCGCGAGAUCCGGUUGCGCGAGCAGCGGCGCCUCGCGGCCGCGCUGUACAUCCAGGACUGGUUCCGGCGGGUGCGCAAGGUGCUCAUCUGGAAGCGGCAGAACGCAGCGGCGCGGAAGAUCCAACGGUUCACCCGGGACGUCGUCUUCGCCCAGAAGGAUCGGCGGCGUAAGCGGUACGCAGGCCUGAUUGCCAUGUUUUUGGGCGACCUCCAAAGGUCCCAGGCGCUCAUGCUUGCGUUCCGGACGUUCCGGCAAAGGGUGAUGACGAUCCAACGCGUCGUGGUGCUGCGCACUUUGCGCAUCCGGGCGCAGGUCUCCCUGGUGCUGCGCCAGUGGGAGGUCGCCGAGGAGAACUGGAUCAAGACUCACGAGCUCGCUGAGCUUCAGGCGACCACGAAAACGCCCGCGCGCAGCCGCCGCGUUACGCGCGCGUCUGGCGCGGCCGCGGUCGCGGCCGCGGACGGCCCGCGCUCGGCCGCGUCCUCGGACCCAGACACCCGGCGGUCGAACACGGGGGAUGGCGCGCGCGCGAGCGUGGUUCCGCCGGAACCGGACGGCAAGCGGAAGUCGGUUCAAAUCGCGGACGGCCGACGCUCGACCAUAAGCGGGAAUAUGCCGAGCGCGGACGUCCGGCGGGCGAGUGCGGCCCCGGUUUCAAAACUGCCGUCGAGCCGCACCUCUAUUGCGGACAAGACUUUGGGAAGGAUCCCCGUCAAGGGCAAACCCGCCAAGGUCGACCCCGGGGAAAGGCACCGGGCGCUCUUCGACCUUCGGGACGGCGUUCUGGGCCCUGAGUACGUUUCGUCCGGCGUCCACGUUCCCCCGCACAUACAGGAACAGGUCACCAAAGAUUUCUGUAUGCGGAAGCGGCGCGCCCACGUGAAAGUCCUGGAGGCGUACAAACUAGAGCGGGCGGAGCAGCAGCGCGCGGCGCGCGACGGGGAGAUGAUGGCGCGCGCGAAGCUAGUGAUGCAGGGGAAGGGGACCGCGCGGAAGGGAGCGGAGAGCGCGCCCGUGGAGGCGAAGCGACCGGCGUUCCCUCCCCGUUUGCGCGUCCUCGCCACGCGCCAAGAGCUGCACGAGAUGAUGGUCGAAGGCCUAGCCAAGGCAGCGAUCGAGGGCCUCGCAGCAAAUCUGCCCGGGGACUCCCUUCCGGUCUCCGAGUCCGGAACGCCACUGGUAGGAAGCACCCCGGCAGGAUCGAAAAGGUCGUCGGGCGGUUCGCGGCGCGGCACGCGAGAAGCGCAGGUCGCGGCCCCGGUACGAACCGCCCCCGGCGGUUCGCGGCGGGGCACCCGGGAGGUAACUAUGAUGGCGGCGAUUCACGAGGCUGCGGACGGAGACUCGGCCCGGGCUGUGCCCAUGGUGCUGAAUCUGGCGGGAGCCGCCCUGGAGUCGGGCGGUACGACUCGAACUAGAAGGGCGGGAAGGCAGGGCACGAACUCGAAGAAGGUGGUGACGUGGGGUACGGAGGCGAGCGGCGCGUCCCACUCCACGGUGCCAGAGGAGGAGGCGCCUUCUUGAAAUGAUGCCUGAGCGGUUUAGUGGAUGAGGAGGACGUAUGAUAGGUAUAACAAAGUCAAGCAGACCGCGAGGAGUCAGAGCAAGCGGCAAAUGCCGCUGUCCAACGUGCUUGCCAGCUGGCCGGUUUCGUUCAUAGGUGAUCGGAUUGGAACGCUAAUUUUAGAUCUUGCAUUGAAUUUAGCUUGCACGAAGGUAGAUCAGUCACGACAUUUCGUUUGAAAGACGCCAAGGUGCAGGUUCAAUUGCAAGGGCAGAGCGGCAUCCCACCCUCAGGUGUUUGAU